Epithele typhae is the source of this 921-nucleotide messenger RNA. RefSeq names its product 6-phosphogluconate dehydrogenase C-terminal domain-like protein. The record is from RefSeq and is a predicted model, not a curated record. Gene Ontology annotation, molecular function: NADP binding; oxidoreductase activity, acting on the CH-OH group of donors, NAD or NADP as acceptor. The transcript is spliced from 3 exons. Bases 1 to 921 code for a protein of 306 amino acids. Lineage: Eukaryota; Fungi; Basidiomycota; Agaricomycetes; Polyporales; Epitheliaceae.
AUGCUCGCCCCCACCAUCGCCAUUAUCGCCCCCGGUGCCAUGGGUGCCGCCGUUGGUGCCCGUCUGGUUCGAGCGGGCUGCUCUGUCCUCACUUCCCUCGCCGGCCGCUCUCCCGCCUCCGCCGCGCGCGCCCGUGCUGCCGGCAUGGUUGACGCAACCCUCCCCGACAUCUCGCGCCGUGCCGACUGGGUGUUCAGCAUACUUCCCCCAAGCUCUGCGCUCGCGUUCGCGGAGAGCUUCAAAGCCGCUCUCGUACGGGAUGAAGACAGGAAGGGCAAGCUCGCGUUCGUCGACUGCAACGCCAUAAGCCCCGAGACGGCGAAGCGGGUCGCGAAGGUGUUCACCGGGACUGGCGUUCGGUUUGUGGACGCGGGUAUUGUGGGUGGGCCGCCGACGGACACAUACAACCCCGCAUUUUACGCCUCCGCCGAGGCUGAGGACAUGGAUCUACUCGACGCGUUUGUGGGUUUGGAGAAGUACGGGUUGAGGGUCGAGCCAUUACGCGGCGAAGGUACCGGUGUGGGUGAUGCAAGUGCGCUGAAAAUGUCGUAUGCAGGGAUCACCAAGGGUUUUCUGGGCAUCGCGACGACCAUGAUCCUUGCCGCGCACGCAUCAUCCCCCGCCACUGCCGAGGCGCUCUUGCACCAGCUCGGAGAGUCACAGCCAGCCUUCCUGGCGCGCAUUGCUGGCGGCAUCCCCGGCAUGCUCCCGAAGGCGUACCGCUGGGUGGGUGAGAUGGAAGAGAUCUCGACGUUCGUCCGGGACGGCGUAGGCGAGGGCUCUUCGCAGAUCUAUGACGGGUUCGCCCAGACGUAUGCCAAGGUCGAAGAAGCACUGCCGGACGGCAAAGAAAUCAAGGUGCUCAAGGGGUUUGCGGAGGGCGGGAAGGCUAUUCUAAACAACUCCGGAGGAUUGAAGUGA